UAAAUCUCGAGAAGCGGUUUCCCUAGUCUACCGAAACUCGAAUUCGAAGACAGGAUGAGCGCCGGCGGAGAUUCAAAUCAGCAGCAGCAACGGCAGAUGCAGCAGCAGCAUCAGCAUUGGGCAGCGAUGCAGCAGUACCAGCAUUGGUGGAUGGCGGUGCAGCAGUAUCCGGCCAUGGCUAUGCACCCGCAGAUGAUGUAUAACCCGCAUUACUUGCCCUACUACCCCCACCAGCCUCAACCCAAGCACUAUCCUCCCAAGCACCGCAAUCAGAUUCAACCUUCUAGCGAGGACAAUAAGACAAUCUGGAUUGGAGAUCUCCAGCAGUGGAUGGAUGAGGAUUAUCUCCACUCCUGCUUUUCUCAAUCUGGAGAGGUCCUUUCGAUAAAGAUAAUUCGCAAUAGACAGACUGGUCAAUCGGAUAGAUAUGGAUUCAUUGAGUUCAAUUCUCAUGAUGCAGCAGAGAGUGCUCUGCAGAGCUACAAUGGUGCCAUGAUGCCUAAUGCAGAUCAACCUUUUCGCUUAAACUGGGCUACCUUUAGCUCUGGUGAUAGGCGCCCUGAAGCUGGUUCUGAUUUGUCAAUAUUUGUUGGAGAUUUGGCGCCUGAUGUUACUGAUGAACUGCUGCAUGAAACCUUUGCUAGUAGGUAUCCAUCUGUUAAAGAUGUAAAAGUGGUGGUUGAUUUGAAUACUGGACGUUCGAAAGGUUAUGGCUUUGUUAGGUUCAAUGAUGAAAAUGAAAAGUCUAAAGCAGUGACUGAAAUGAAUGGUGUCCAGUGCUCUAGUAGGCCUAUGCGAAUUGGUGUAGCAACCCCCAGGAGAUAUUCAUCUCAGCAACAAUAUUAUUCUCAAGGUCAAUCAGAGAAUGAGUCAUCCAGCACAACUAUUUUUGUUGGAGGGCUUGACUCGGAAGUUACUGAUGAUAUGCUCAGAGAGUCUUUUACUCCAUUCGGCGAGGUUGUCUCUGUGAAAAUACCAGCUGGAAGAGGAUGUGGUUUUGUACAAUACGAAAAAAGAAGCAAUGCUGAGGAUGCACUUCACAGAUUAAAUGGGACGAUUAUUGGCAAGCAGAAGGUUCGCCUUUCUUGGGGCCGGAGUUUAAACAACAAGCAGUCGAGAGGAGAUCAUAGUCAGUGGAGCCAAAGGCAAGGUUACAAUGGAUACGGUUAUGGUAGUCCGGCCUAUUGGGUGGCUUCUUCAAAUGGUCGUAGGAGCCGUGAGCAGUCAGUCAGCUAAUCUUAAUACAGCGACCACGCUCAUUGUUGUAGCUGAACCAGUUAUCUAGUCAGAGUCGUACGUUUCAUUUUUUUAUUUAUAAAUUGGGAUUUAGAAUUUUGGUUUGGAAGAGCUUUGCAGGAAUUGGUUAAAGACUCAUUCUUUGUAGGUUUGACGGUGUCAAAUUUAGCUAUGAAUUAUCUAUGGUAUGAUAAACUAUUAUGAUUAA
Salvia hispanica is the source of this 1444-nucleotide messenger RNA. RefSeq names its product polyadenylate-binding protein RBP47-like. Gene Ontology annotation, molecular function: mRNA binding. Lineage: Eukaryota; Viridiplantae; Streptophyta; Magnoliopsida; Lamiales; Lamiaceae. The record is from RefSeq and is a predicted model, not a curated record. Gene Ontology annotation, cellular component: cytosol.